AUGGAACCGGAGAAGACAGAAACAUCAGAGAAGCAGAAUUCAGACCAUUUCAGAUCAGAAAAAUACUCCAUGGACUCAUUUGACGUCCUAGGAACUCUAGGUGUAGGCACUUUCAGUCGAGUAAGACUAGUUCGGAGCAAGGAUCAGUCUCAUAUGAAGCCAUUAGCUCUGAAAAUCCUCAAAAAGACCUCGAUUUUGAAAAUGAGGCAAAUAAAGCACCUUACUCCCCCGUUUAAAUUGGAACCAAACAUAGUACUUAAAGGGCCCGAAUUUUUUUUUCAUCGGAAAAUGUUAUCAAUGGAAAUACUAAUUUUUAUAAAAUAAUUUUUAACCUAAUUUAAUAGCAAAAGCGCAGGUAGAUUGUUUUUAAACAGUUUUGCACUGAAUCAAUUAAUUUUUUUUAUUAUUUCUUCAUAAAAAUAAAUUUAAAAAUUCAUAGCAUUGUGCUCAAUUUAUAUUAAAAAUUUUUUAUAAAUAUAAUUUUUUUUCAAAAAUAAAUUUACCCAAAGGAUUAUUUUCCAAUUAAGGGGGAGGAGUUAGGAACGAAAAAGAAAUAAUGGAACAACUUGACCAUUCCUUCAUAACAAAAAUUCUCGGAACUUUUCAAGAUGACUAUUACGUCUUUUUCGUACUAGAAUACGCCUGUGGAGGCGAACUCUUUACUAGGAUGAAAAAACUAGGCACUUUUCCAGCACAGGAUGCUCAGUUUUAUAUUGCUGAGCUCGUUCUUGCUCUGGAAUACCUGCAUGACAAAGGAAUAGUUUUUCGAGACCUUAAGCCUGAAAAUAUUUUAAUUGACAGGCUUGGACACAUCAAACUGUCAGACUUUGGCUUUGCCAAGGCAAUAUCAGAUGGGAAAACUUACACUAUGUGUGGCACUCCUGAAUAUUUGGCACCGGAAAUUAUUCUUGGAAAAGGCCACGGACGUGAGGUAGAUUGGUGGGCUUUAGGAGUUUUAUUGUAUGAGAUGCUGGCUGGGUAUCCUCCUUAUUAUGACGAUAGUCCAUUUAAUAUAAACCUAAUAAAGUUAAUAGGUUAAUAAUAUUUUUCUAUAGCACAUUAUUGAUAAAUUAUAUUAAAUAAUUAUAUACCAAAAAAUUUUAUUAGGGAGAUUGAUUUUUCCUCCUCACUUUGACGAUGUGAUUUGCUCGCUAAUUUCUGGGCUUUUAGAACCCAGCAUACAAAAAAGAAUAGGAUACAAACAAAAUGCUGCAAGUGAGCUGAAAAAUCAUGCUUGGUUCAGCAAUAUUGAUUUUAGCUCACUGCUUGCAAAGGAAUGUGCUAGUCCUUGGGUUCCAGAAUUAAUGUCAGAGGACGACACAUCAAAUUUCAACACAUACCCAGAUUCACUAGACCAGCCCCAUGCUCCUAAAUUCACAAGAGAUAGGGACCCCUUUAUCGGGUUUUAA
Messenger RNA from Blepharisma stoltei, 1409 nucleotides. The record is from the annotation of a GenBank genome assembly. NCBI's taxonomy places the organism in Eukaryota, Ciliophora, Heterotrichea, Heterotrichida, Blepharismidae.